GAGCCUUGAGGAAUCAAAGAUCUUCUUUCUGUCCUCUAGUUCGGCACCCCGACACAUGGGGUCAGCGCGGGCCGAAUGGGCUCAUAGCAUAGGCUGACUCGGACGUCAAUGAGAGAGAGAGCGCGCGAGCGUUAAUUAGAAAAACCUGGUGAGGCAAUUAGGCGCGAGGACAGAACACGCGCGGAGCGGGGCGCACACGAUCUGAUUUAGUGCUCUGGGUUCCUCGGCACCAUGAGUUGGAGCUUCCUGACGCGUCUGCUGGAUGAGAUCUCCAACCACUCCACCUUCGUGGGGAAGAUCUGGCUAACCAUACUUAUCAUCUUCCGCAUUGUGCUAACAGCCGUUGGUGGCGAAACCAUCUACUAUGAUGAACAGAGUCAAUUUGUGUGCAACACCCAACAGCCUGGAUGUGAGAAUGUGUGCUAUGAUGCAUUUGCUCCGCUCUCACAUGUCAGAUUCUGGAUCUUUCAGGUGAUAAUGAUCACCACUCCCACCAUCAUGUACCUUGGCUUUGCCAUGCACAAGAUAGCUCGCAUGGAUGACACAGAGUACCGUCCCGUUCGGAACAGGAAGAAGAGGAUGCCCGUAGUCAGCCGCGGGGCAGUGCGGGAUUACGAAGAAGCAGAGGACAACGGAGAGGAGGAUCUAAUGAUAGCUGAAGAGAUCGAACCAGACAAGCCAGAUAAAGCAGGAAAAAGUGCAGAGAUGAAGCAUGAUGGUCGACGACGGAUUCUCCGUGACGGCCUCAUAAAAAUCUACGUAUGCCAACUGCUGUGGCGCUCUGCCUUUGAGAUCGCAUUCCUCUUUGGCCAAUACAUCCUCUAUGGUUUCAAUGUCCUUAACACCUUUGUCUGCACUCGGCCACCGUGUCCACACACGGUGGACUGUUUUGUGUCCCGACCUACUGAGAAAACGAUCUUCCUGCUGGUGAUGUAUGUCGUGUCCUUCCUCUGCCUUUUCCUCACCAUCCUGGAAAUCCUCCAUUUGGGUAUCAGUGGCAUCCGUGACACGUUCCGCAGGCGGGCCAUUCUCAACUCUCGCCACACACAGCGUCUGCCCUCAUCCCGCUCCCUACCCACAGCUCCACCUGGAUACCAUGCCACCAUGAAGAAGGAAAAGCUAAAAGGAGAGCUGAGGGACUUGCCGAUGGGUGACUCCGGGCGGGAGAGCUUUGGAGACGAGGGCCAUUCAUCCAGGGAACUGGAGCGGCUGAGGAGGCAUCUGAAAAUGGCACAGCAGCAUCUGGAUCUUGCAUACCAGGCAGAUGAAGGAAGCCCCUCACGCAGCAGCAGCCCGGAGGUGAACACAGCUGUACAGACAGCUGCUGAGCAGAACCGCCUCAACUUCGCACAGGAAAAGCAAGGAGAGUCGAGCGAGAAAGCAUUGCAUGCCUGAGCGUGCUUCCAGCCUCAGACGUCUUGUCCUUCCAUUCCUACUGGCCUUAAGCGUUGGAGAGCAGGGGGGGAAGCACACACGGGAAAGCAGUCAGACCACUGAGGGAGACCAAAGCGUGCGUUUGUGUGUAAAUGUGUUAGUGUGGAUGAAAGAUUUGUGCCUUCCAGUAUUAGUGGCCAGUGCAAGGCAAAAGAACUGCUGACUGAAUCUGUGUGACACUCGACUUGAAAGCCGGCCACAUCUGGACUUUUUCUGCUCACCAAACCUAAACUGUGCCUUCAGUUAAGCCCCGAUCUUUCACAUAUCCUGUUUAUUUGUAGCCAUGCAAUAAUCCUCAUCCAAGUCCUGUAAAGCUCCCAAACCCCUCUGGCUGAGCCAGCUGUUUGUGCUUUUUUGUUUCUUUGUAAACUGCCACUGAAUGUUGUUGAGGCUUGUUGUUCUUGGAUUCCUGAACAGGAUGGUCUCGGGCUAGAUCAAUUGGACUUGUGCAGUAUCUUUUUUUUUUUUUUUUUUUUCUUUGCAAGAAGAUUUCCCUAACCCAUGCUGGCUAUGUCAACAGAACUGAUACAGAUCCUUCAAUCAUAGAAAUGUUUAAAUGUCCAAUUGGCCAAAAUGUAUACCUGGGCAAUGCUUGAAUCCUUAAUCAAUGGAAAAUGUUUUUCAUUUAUAAUAUCAAGUUAAUUUUACCAGCUUGCAGCUUAAGUAGAAUGUAGAUGAGUUCUUCCAGUGUGUUCAGAGGAAGAAGAAAAUGUUACUUUUAAAGCUGCCAAAAAGCAGUAAUGAGUGCAUCAUUUUCUCCUGAGAGAAGUCUGAAUGGACUGGAGCCAUGCAAACAUGUUAUAUUUAAUUCAUUACAUUUCAGAUGUGUAGCUUUAAGAGUUCAAAUCUUUCCAUAGCUUCAGUUACUUUUACAAAGAACAUUCCUGCAUCAUCUCAGUGUUUGCAAGGGAAAACAUUCCAGUUUUGAAUAUGGUACUCCUCUAAAUGGUUUAUACGUUUUGACUUUUUUCCUGUUGUAAGUUUUGUAGUUUUUUUUUUGUUUUUUUUGUAACUGUAGAGAUUAUUGUCUUCAGAGUAAAUAAAUAUAUUUGAAUCAAA
Messenger RNA from Girardinichthys multiradiatus, 2493 nucleotides. Its product is annotated as gap junction gamma-1 protein-like. Gene Ontology annotation, cellular component: connexin complex. The record is from RefSeq and is a predicted model, not a curated record. The coding region runs from base 232 to 1395 and encodes 387 amino acids. The transcript is spliced from 5 exons. Gene Ontology annotation, biological process: cell communication. Lineage: Eukaryota; Metazoa; Chordata; Actinopteri; Cyprinodontiformes; Goodeidae.